Messenger RNA from Trichophyton benhamiae CBS 112371, 837 nucleotides. Its product is annotated as glutathione S-transferase, putative. Lineage: Eukaryota; Fungi; Ascomycota; Eurotiomycetes; Onygenales; Arthrodermataceae. The record is from RefSeq and is a predicted model, not a curated record. The transcript has a single exon. Bases 1 to 837 code for a protein of 278 amino acids.
AUGGCAGCAAGGAGACCAGCUCCAGGAGAAACGCUAGUGCACUUCUUUGACAUCAACAGCGAGGCCCCAGGUAAAUCACGAUCAUGGUCUCCCAACACCCUCCCCAUCCGCGCGGUGUUGAACUACAAGAUGGCCCCUUACACCCAAACAUACGUCGCCAUGCCAGACAUCGAGCCUCUGCUCAAGUCUCUCCAUGUCCCCCCGCUGGAAGGUGGCAGAGUGCCUUAUACGCUGCCGGCAAUCCUGCAUAAACCGUCCAUCCUGAACGAGGGUGCCACGCUCAACGACAGCUUUGCCCUUGCCGUUCACCUCGAGACCAUCUUCCCCCCGGAGGCAGGGUACAAGUCUAUCUUCCCCAACGGCCAAUGCAGCUAUGCCCUGGCCGUUGCUGUCCUGAAGGUGUUCCGUAGCAUUUACCCGCCCGCGCUGCCCUUUUGUUACCCGGCUGUGCCAAAGUAUCUGGAUGAAAGAAGCCGUGAGUAUUUCUACGCUUCUCGGAAACAGAUGCUUGGAAUGACGAUGGAUGAGUUCGAGGCGAAGGGUGAGGCGCUGGAAGAAGCGUGGAAAGCAACAGAGGCCGAGAUUGCGGUUUUGGUGAAGAUGUUGAAGGGACGCCCCAGCCCCAGGAAGAGCCGUGGACCGUUCUUUGAGGGAGAGCAUCCCGGAUAUGCUGACAUGGUCUUGUUGGGAUUCAUGGGCUGGUUCCAGAAGAACUCACAAGCCGACUUGGACAGACUUCUGAAGAUGGGAGACGGCGAGCUGCAGAAGGUCUGGGAUGCAGGGCACCAAUGGCUUGAAGCUGAGGGAGAAAACGUGGAAUAUGAGAUUCCGAAAUAA